Hypanus sabinus (Atlantic stingray) is the source of this 9588-nucleotide messenger RNA. RefSeq lists its product as uncharacterized. The transcript is spliced from 2 exons. NCBI's taxonomy places the organism in Eukaryota, Metazoa, Chordata, Chondrichthyes, Myliobatiformes, Dasyatidae. The record is from RefSeq and is a predicted model, not a curated record. The coding region runs from base 7877 to 8716 and encodes 279 amino acids.
UCAACAAUUAUUCCACAGUCAAAGUCACUUAGAUCAUAUUUCUUCCCCAUUCUGAUAUUUAAUCUGAACAGCAAAUGAACCUCUUGACCAGAUCUGCAUGUCAUAAGUCGGGUGUUGAAUCAGGACCUAACUGCAGGACACAGACACUGGAGUCCCGGAAACAGGACCAGACAGAACCCAAGGACAGGAUGGGAUGCAGUCUAGGCAGGGGAAGCAGGACCAGGACAAGGGACGGGGAACAUAGAGCCUGGGGUGGACUCCAAGCCCAAGACUGGACAAGGAUCCAGAGCCUGGGUGUUGCCUCGGGCUCAGACCCCCAAUCCAGGUAAGAACAUGAUGAGGCUAGGCUAAGGACUUGGGGUCUUGAGGCUUGGGUCAAGGCUAGAGCUAGGGGCAGACUAGGAACUGUACAUCAACGUGGAGCCAGGACUUAUCCUCCAACAAGACAGGACUCAUCUAUAACUCCACACCAAGGUGGGGCAGGACCAUCCAUCAGGUAACAGCAGAACAGCCUGACCUACCCAACAGAGGCAAAGACAAGACACACUCCCCCACAAGCAACAGCAGAACAGCCAGACUUACCCCACAGAGGACAAGGACAGGAAGAGACAAACACCAAGGAACAACAGACAGUUCCACCUGUGCAUCAGGGUAGCUCCAAGUAGCCAUUACAGCCAGCAGCCUUGGCUGGAUACGGAAGCAACCAGAUCCCUACCUCGCUCAGAGUGGCUGACAGACACCCAUCUGGCCCAGCAAACAGCUGAAUCCAUACCACAAUGACCACUCCAACUACUACCAGCAAGGGUCCCAGAAGCCAUGGUUCUCCAACACAGCCCCAAGGAUGGCAAGAGUCCAUUCUAGUCUUCCACCACCCACCUGUGCCAUGAGUAUCUUGACAAGACAACCCCCAACCACACCCAAAAGCAGGGCCACUUAUAUUCCCAGUUCCAAUAUGAGCCUCAGAUGUUUCUGGUUAAGUCCAACCGCCGGAAAACCCGGAGUCCACAGACUUUGGACUGAACCACCACACUGCAUGCUUUUUGCAUUGAGCUGCUGCCACAUGAUUGACUGAUUAGAUAUUUGCAUUAAUGAGCAGUUGUACAGGUGUGCCUAAUAAAGUGAUAAUUGAGUGUACUUCAAGUCAGGAUGGUGUGUGGCUUGGAGGAAGCUGGGUAGAAAUGGAUUUCACGUGUGCCUUCUGCCCAGGCUCCUCUAGGUAGCAGAGACAAUAGGCUGGGGAAUAUAUCUUGCAGUCAAUAAAUUGACAGAUAGGUUAAGAUGUGACAAAUACCUUCUCCUGAUUGGUGAUAACCUACAAGAUUCAUCCAGGCUAGUAGAGAGCUUUCUAUAACACAACUAUACAGCACUUUGUUGAUGAUAGAAUAACAAUAGUGAUUGAGGAAGUUAGUCAACCAGUAAUGGGUACCCAGUUUCCGAUUUGACCCCGUCAUUUCACUAUUUACAUGAGUGGUGUAGCACCAAUGAAUAAUGCUCUAUGGAUUAAUCUGCAUGCACUUCCCCAUUCCUCAGAGUAUUGAUAAUGUUCAAAGUUCAAAGUAAAUUUAUUAUUGAAGUACAUAUUUCACUAUAUACCACCCUGAGACUGUUUUUCUUACAGGCUUUCACAGUAGAGCAAAGAGAUACAAUGCAAAUAAAUGAAAAAUGACACACUUGACACCGUCCAGUACAAGGUAGCCCACCUGAUUAGUACCCCUUCCAAUCCCUCCACCAUCGAAGAACAGUUGCAGCAGUGAGUACUAUCUACAAGAUGACUGCAAUGACACACCAAAGUUCCUAAGGCAGCACCUUCCAGACCCACGACCAUUAUCAUCUAGAAGGACAAAAACAACAGAUACCUGGGAACACCACCACUUGGAAAUCCCCUCCAAGUCACUCACCAUCCUGACUUGGAAACAUAUCACCGUUCCUUCAUUGUCACUGGGCCAAACUCAUGGAAUUCCCUCCCUAACAGCACUGUGGGUGUACCUACACCUCAGGGACUGCAGCGGUUCAGGAAGGCAGCUCAUCACCACCUUCUCAAGGGCAACUAGGAAUGGGCAAUAAAUGCUGGCUUAGCUGCCGGUGCCCACAUCCUGUAAAUGAAUAAAUAAAAAAACAAAGACUGACAAGCAACCUAUGUGUAAAAGAAGACUAUGUGCAAAUACCAAAAAAAAGGACAGAUAGAUAAAUAGGUAAAUAGAUAACACUGAGAACAUGAGUUGUAGACCCCUUGAAAGUGAGUCCAUAGGUUGUGUUCAGUGAUCAGUUCAGUGAUAAGGUGAGUGAAGUUAUCCACUCUGGCUCAGAAGCCAGAUGGUUGAAGGGUAAUAACUGUUCUUGAACCAGAUUGGGUGGGUCCUAAGGCUCCUGUAGCUCCUUCCCGAUGGCAGCAGCAAGAAGAGAGCAUGACCUGGAUGGUGGGGGUCCUUAACAGCCGAGGCUGCUUUCUUGCAACAGCACUCCUUGUAGACGUGGUACUCCUGUGAUGGACUGGGCUGUAUCCACCACUUUUUAAUGGGCUUUUCCGCUCACCAUUCAACAAAAUUUUCAAUCUCCUUCCUAUGUGUCAACUCGUCACCAGCACUGAUUUGGACAAUUAACAGUAGUGUGGUCAGCAAACUUAAAUAUGGUAAUGGAGUUAUACUUCACCGCACAGUCGUAAGUAUAAAAUACGUGGAACACUCGUCUUUGGAAAUGCCCCUAUGCAGAUGGUGACUGGGGAGGAAAUGUUGCCAACCCAUACUGACUAGAGUCUGCAAGUGAGGAAAUCGAUGAACCAGUUGCACAAGGAGGUAUCAAGGCCUCUGUCUUGGAGCUUAUUGAUUAGUCUCAAAAGGAUAAUACUGUUGACUGCUGAGCUGUAGUCAAUGAAGAGCAUCCCAAUGUUUCCACCUUCACUGCCACUGUUCACUAGUGGAGGUUUUAAUGAUAUGAAUGACUUUGAAUAUCAAGGCAGUUGUGGGUAUACAUUGGUGAUAAAGUUUACUCUUGUUCAGAUGAUGCCAUUGUCUUAUGCUUGAAUGUCUCAAUUAUCUUAAUUAGUUAAGGAAUUGUGAAUAGAAUUAAAUAUUUUGUUUUAAAAAGAUCAGUUUGGAGAGAGCUAACGAAGAAACUCCAAUUGUAGUAUUUGGAUGGUAACUUUUCUGGAGGACAGAUUGAUAUUAAUAUUGCAUGAUUCGUAUGCUGAUGCUGCUGGCCCAAGUUUUUUGAUUGGCAGCAGCCCAGAGGCUCAGAACAGAGAUCAGUGUUUUAAGUACAGAAACCGUGCAUUGCUAAUAAUGACUCUGCUGUGAAAAGUAUAAUAUCUUUUAUUGAAAUGUUGUAUGCAACAUACUUUAUUCAUAACAUUCUUUCAGCUCCUCCAUAAUAAUGGUGAAGUUAUUGAGGGACUGUGCAACAUAGCAAAUGAAAAAUUACUGGAUGUGGCUUAUUGAGCCAAUGAAAAUAGCUGGCAUUAACAUUGUAACAAAUAAAUUACUUAUUAAUCUGGAAACAAUCCUUUUCACCAAUCAAGCUCAAAAACAAUAUCCUUUCUACCCAAGUAGAUUAUCAAGAUGAUCUUUGAAUUACUAAAAUGCAGAUGAUAAUAAUAUUGUUUAGAAAUUGCAUUACAUGUUACAAUAUCUUUGUAAAAAAUUUGGAUAUAGUAUAGAAUUGUGCAAAAUUCACAUUUUUGACCAUAAGACAUAGGAGCAGGAUUAAGCCGUUCAGCCUAUUGAGUCUGUUUUUGUUCCAAUUCUUUUAUGUGACUGACAGAUGAAUGCAUUCCUGGGUAUGCUCAGUGCAUCCAGUAUGAAAUUCAUCUAUAUGUAGUUCAAAUCACAAAAUUGGGUUUUCACUGUUCCCAUGCAAACUUCUUUAGCUUGCCUUUCAGUUCUCUGACCAAUGCUGGGGUUAUAACUCAGCUAGACCUCAAUUAUGGUACUUGCUCCUCUUUGGACUACUAUCUUCAUCCUUAUAACAGUCACCAAGAUCAAAGCCUCAUUCCAAUCUGCUGACCCAGUGCUCUCCCAGCAGCCUCAUCCGACAAUACCCCAACCACUUACAGGAAAUACUAACCAUCAACACUUGAUCCCAUUUCUGAUCAUAACCACCAUUCAUAGCCUCUAAACCACCAAUCUCAUACACUGACAAGCAAUCCUAGCUGCAUGUUCCAAAUGUCAACCUCAGUGCCUAACCUUUAAUCCAGGAUGUCAUCCAUCACUCUGAUCCCUCUACCAACUGAUAAACCCUGAGACCCUGUUGUCUGGUCUACAUCUCCACUUUCUUACUUUCUCCAACUACAACAGUCCAGGUCCAACCCAGGCAUUGGGCCUCUUGUGACACUGUAAAUGUCAUACCCACAAACAAUGUCCACCAGGAGCUGAGGAAGUCACCUCCACAAAUGACGGCCAACUUCUAAGCACGUCAAUUGUAGAAAAGGGACUUUUUGAUACACUUUUUAUCUGGAGAUAAUGGGUUGGAGGUUACUUCACAAAUACUAGUGGCUUCAAGUAAUGUUGCAUGUCCCCACUUUUGGUAAAAAUCACAUAAAGGUCAAGGUCUUCAUUAAAAUGUUCACAGAAAUGAAUAACAAUGUACAUAAAAUGCUGGAGGGACUCAGCAAGCCAGGCUGCAUCUGAAUGCUGCAAAUGGUUGCUGAGUCCCACUGAAGGGCUUCAGCUUAAAAUAUCGACUGUACUUUUUUUCCAUAGAUGCUGCCUGGCCUACUGUGUUCCUCCAGCAUUUUGUGUGUGUUGCUUUGGAUUUCCAGUAUUUGCGGACUUUCUUGUGUUUGCCGCAGAAAUUAAUGUCAGGUUUCAUUGGGUCGUUUUCAAUAUGAAAUUGCCCAGUGGGCCAUUCCAAGAUCCGGCAGCUGCUGACAUGAAAUCAGGGUUUGAUUAAAGGGUUUGAUCUUCAUAGACAGCCUAAAAAGGAUAAGUAAUAAAGCAAACAACACUCUUCCUGUGACAGAAACAUGGUGGGCCCCUGGACUCAUAUCACGUGAAACACCCUGAUUUCCUUGGCUGUGUAAGUCUAGGGAAGACAACCUCCAACCUUGCCAAACUUGUGAGAUUGAAACGUGCUCAACCCACCCCAAACCCCAGUUUGUGUGGAUGAUGUGUCAUUUUCUCCUGUUACAAAUUAAUGCCACCAAAUAACAGACAGUAUAUUGCAUAUGAUUAAAGGAAUUAUAACCUUAACUAAAGGGUUAGCAAAGGAUAACAAAAAGAAAAGAGCCCUUUUCAAUUGAACAGUUGAAUGUGCACAAGUUGGAGCUCAUCUUGAACUUCUCUGUCACUCAUGCUCUGGGCCCUCUGUCAACGUGAAAACACACACCACCUUCCAAACGUCGCUCAAAUCGCGAACAAACGGGUCUCCCACCGGAUCGUAUGCUAUGGGCGGUUCUCCGCAGUAUCUUCUGUCUUCACCUCCUCUCAAACAAUAGCUCUAAGCCCAACCAUAGUGUCCCUCACCAAUGAAACCUCUCCUUAAUCCGACCAUCCUAACUGGAUGGGGCACAUUUCUCAUCAUCUCAUCUACAAAAGUAACUCAAACAGCAUGAAAACAUAACAGACUGCUCUCACAGAAAUGCCAAAAUGAAAUACAUACAGCACAACAGCAAAAAUAUGAACCAGGGCAUCACACAUGUGAUUGUGAUCUUGAAUGUGCUUACUGUGUAUAACUGUUGGCACUGCGUUUUGCACCUUGACCCUGUAGUAUAGCUGUCUCGUUUGCCUGUAUUCAUGUAUGGUUAAAUUACAAUUAAACUUGAAUUGAUACCAAUUGACUGGAUACUCCAAUGAUGGGACACGGACUGGAAUGCUGCCAUGGAACAAUGGAAGUUGAACAGGUUGGUAAAGAACCUGAGGCCUGUUUUUGAGUGCAUGGUAGCUAUGGAGAUGUCCAGUCAGGCAUCCCUUACAGUACAUUGACAGGAAGUCUCUAUUAAACACAACAAAUGCCAUGCCUAAUCUCCUGCUCCAACGAACUGCUAUAUCCGAAGCUGUAGGAGGCCCCCCUCUCAUAACAAUGACAAAGAAUGACAAAUUAUUGGUGCUUUUAUAAUCUGAGGCAUGUUACAAGGUUGUAUGAAACCUAAGGGUAUAUGAAACCAUUUUAUUAAUUUAGCCACAGAGCAACUAGACUCGUUAAAAAUCUCACCAUCGAAAUGAGUUCUGUGUGUCGCGAUGCUUUUGAGAUCUAAUUAGAGAGCUUGACUUUAGAAUUUGCUCUAAGUCAGUGAUUGUCAACCAUUUUUAUGCCAUGAACCCUCACCUUUAACCAAAGUGUCCAUGAAGCCCAGGUCGGGAACCCUUGCUGUACCCGUAUUAGGUUGAUUUUAACAUCAACAUUUUACUUUGAAGUUGUGCAAAUACCUAUGCCAAUAUACAUUAAUGGCUUGCAGAGCGUAUUUUUGAUACAGAAUGCAGUAAUAGCAAGAUGGCUUCUGCGUCUCUUGUGGUUCCAAUGCAUCUUCUGCUAUAUGAAAAACAAUACCAAUCCUGCCAUAUUGACUGAGAAAUGGUUCAGAGGGUCUUUUUUUGACUCCUUUUAAAAGUUUCAGUUGCUUCUAGUUUGUUUGAGAAUCAUGAGGUCAGAUUGUUAGCAUGAAGUACAACUCGGCAGUUAGAAUGUCAUUGUACUAUGAGUGAUGUGACACGUGCACACUGGAAAGAUGCAGAGUAGGAAGUCCUUGUGCAAUUCUAGUUUGAUAGCAGUAGUUGUAUUAAUUUAAUUAACUUAAUAUGUUAGCCAUGCAUUGAAUCCUGACAGAAGGAAAUCAAACACGCCAUCCUCACAUACCCCUCCCUAUUUAACUGAUUUUGGCAAUUUAAUUUAAUACUAAAUGUCCUGACUAUUUGUUGGGUUUUAUUUGAAGUUGACCAACUCCAAGAGAGGUGUAUAGCUUAAGUACUUAAGAGAAGUAUGUCUGACAAGGUGGGCAAGCAAACAAUUGUUAGAGAAGAGCAAGUGCCAACUAAAUCUGGAGUUUUAAGCCUUCAUAGCAUUCUAGGUAACAACAGGUGAAUCAGAAUCAGAACCACAUUUAAUAUCACUGCUAUAUGUUGUGAAGUGUGUUGGCUUUGCAGCAGCAAUGCAAUGCAAUGCAUAACAGAGAAAGAAAUGAGAAUUACAGUAAGUAUAUAUAGAUUAAAUAGUUAAAUUAUAUAAGCUAUGUAAAAAUAAAAAUAGAAAUAAGAAAGUAGUGAGGUAGUGUUCAAGGGUUCAAUGCCCAUUCUGAAAUCAGAUGGCAGAGGGGAAGAUGCUAUUUCUGAAUUAUUGAAUUCCGGCUCUUGUACCUCCUUCCUGAUGGUCAUAAUGAGAAGAGCGCAUGUCCUGGGUGAUGGGGUCCUUAAUGAUGGAUACCACUUCACUCCUUGAAGAUGUCCUGGAUUGUACAGAGGCCAGUGCCCACGAUGGAGUAGUCUAAGUUUAGAACUCUCUGCAGCUCUCUCUCCAUAAGAUGGGUCAGUUGACCUUCUAUCUGGCUUAACUUUCAAUAAUUCACAGAAUUAGAAAAAUCACUGAUGAUCUUUGCUCAAAAAUAGGAAUUCUUUUCUACUGCAGAGAACAUCUCAAAAAACAGCAUAUGAACUUUUGUGAAAGAGUUGUGAACUUUCAGGGAAGUGCAAAAGCUUCUCAUGCAGGGCUUCUAUGGUGAACUAUGUGCCUGUCUGGACACGCCCCCUUCUGUCUGCUCCUGUGGCUCCUCCCACAGGCCCCUGUAUAAAGGCGAUCGAGGUCUGAUCCUCUGCCUCAUUCUCCAGGAUGUAGUUCCUUCUGGUUCCUUCCGCUGGUUCCUUCGUCAGUCAAUAAAAGCCGAUAUCUCGCCUUACGUCUCAGAGUGAGUUAUUGAUGGUGCAUCAAUUUUAUUGACUGAAAGUUUUAAAACAUGGAAACCGUUUUACGUCCGGAAAAGUUGGAUUUGGACCCUCAAGACCCUGAAGCAGCUCUUGCUUUUGAACACUGGCUUGCAUGCUUCCAAUCAUACUUGUCGGAGCUUCGUGCGACUGACCCUGCUGUUAUGUACAGAAUUCUACUCUCGAGGGUCACCCCAAAAGUUUAUUCCAUUAUCUGGGACCUGCCGACCUACGAAGGGGCACUGGACACCCUCAAAAGACAGUACCUGCGACCGGUGAACACCAUCUAUGCAAGACAUUGUUUAGCUACCCGGCGACAGCGGCCUGGAGAAUCAAGCGCCGAGUUUCUCCGAGCACUACAGACACUCGUCCGAGCUUGUGACUGCAAGACGCUCACGGCGGAACAACAUGCAGAGCUGCUAGUAAGAGAUGCCUUUGUGACCGAACUGACGUCAGUGUACAUGCGCCAGCAACUGCUGGAACACUCCGAUCUUACCUUACGCUCGGCGAUCGAGAUGGAAGCUGCUCUGCACUACGCCGACGCUGUCCAUUCGCGCAAUUCCCCGCCGGUUCCGUGGACGCCUCAGACCCCACCACCGCCAGCUCCCGCAAGCGAAGUCGCCGCUGCCAGUCGCGAUUCCACAAGCUCCCCGAACCCGACCACGGCGGUGGCCCGUCAGAAGCCUGUGCUUUGUUAUUUCUGUGACCUCAAAAAGCACCCCCAAAAAUGCUGUCCAGCGCGAGAAGCGACCUGCUCCAGCUGCAGAAAGCGGGGCCAUUUCGCCAAGGAAGUCUGUCACUGGGACCGCUCUACCAGUUUGGCUGAUGUCCCCGGGGCCAGUGCUGCUCCGGAAACAUGUGAGGAGCAAUAAAUACUCCCCGCUGGUCGAGAGGGUUCACCUUCUGCAUGCGAACCCCCAGUAUGCCUACGUGGUCUUACCUGAUGGGCGGGAGGACACGGUCUCUGUCUGUGACCUGGUGCCCGCAGGUGCAGCAGACCACUACCCUGAACACUCUCCGGUAACUAUGAACCCUGUACCCGAGGUGACACCGUGCUCACCAGGCCCUACAUGGACUCCUCAUGACACUUAUAUACCAGGUGCCUCGCACAUGCAUGAGCUGGAACCAGCACAACCUCCAUCUCCUGUGCAAUCACCAAUGUUGCCGGCAUCGGUGCAAUCACAGCCGGUGCUACGUAGGUCACAGCAACAGAUUUGACCACCUGCUAGACUUGACCUGUAAGAAACUUCGCCACAUGAGGACUCUUUUAAACAAAGGGGGGGUGAAUGUGGUGAACUAUAUGCCUGUCUGGACACGCCCCCUUCUGACUGCUCCUGUGGCUCCUCCCACAGGCCCUGUAUAAAGGCAAUCGAGGUCUGAUCCUCUGCCUCAUUCUCCAGGAUGUAGUAUGACGGUCACUCACUGCUGGUUCCUUCUUCAGUCAAUAAAAGCCGAUAUCUUGCCUUACGUCUCAGAGUGAGUUAUUGAUGGUGCAUCAGCUUCACACUUACCUUCACCAUACAAUCAUCCUUUUAUACUACAAGGGCUAUCAGUCCUUGGAAGUACAUCUUAAUUCAAAACCAUGAGAUUGUGGAGUGUGUGCAACACUUACAUUCAUGGACAAUCUCCUGAGGAAUUCACCAUGAAGCCUGUACCAAGGCAGGGAUCUGAAAUCACAGCCUGCCCUCAAACCACCAGCUUUGAUCUUCAAUUAUUAACACUUCAUGCUGUGAGGUAGCUGCCU